UCCCCUAUACUAUUCGCUAAAUAACGCCCCCUUAAGGCUUACACGUUCGUACUUAAUUAAUUAAGCUUUGGGCUGUGAAUUAAGCAACUAAUAUAGAUCAGUACGAACGGGGACCUCAACUACUAAACCUAAAAACUUAAAUUCUCCUGCCGGACCGUGGUCCCAAACGUUAACUACUACAGUCAACACCGGGGUCAAGCGCGUGAGCUUCAAACUCUUCCUGAACCAAAAAAAAAAAAAAAACCAAAGCAGAAGAAGUGAGCUGUGUAGUGGAGCCCACCAGCCAUGUGCUCUCCUUCCUGUCUCCUCCCACCAGCCUAGCUUCCUCCCCUUCUCUCAAAUCAUUAGUUCACUACCUCCUUCUCCUUCUCCUUCUCCUCUUCCUUCUUCUCGUGAGAUAGAGUUAUAAUAUAGUGAAAUCCAUCCCCCACUUAACAAAACCCCUUAUUAUGGCGAACAACGACGGAGCUGUGGCCAACGGCGUCAUAAUCGAGCAGACGACGUCAAACAAAGGACCUCUUAACGCCGUCAAGAAACCCCCUUCUAAAGACCGACACAGCAAAGUCGACGGAAGAGGGAGAAGGAUUCGUAUGCCAAUCAUUUGCGCUGCUCGAGUUUUCCAGUUGACCAGAGAGUUAGGUCACAAAUCCGACGGUCAAACCAUUGAGUGGCUCCUCCGUCAAGCCGAGCCUUCUAUCAUAGCCGCAACUGGGACUGGCACUACUCCGGCUAGUUUCUCAACCGCUUCUCUCUCCACUUCCUCUCCGUUCACACUCGGAAAACGCGUUGUGAGAGCUGAGGAGGGAGAGUCCAACGGUGGCGGCGGCGGAGGAGGGUUAACUGUGGGACACACUAUGGGGACUUCGUUGAUGAGUGGUGGUGGUGGUGGUUCUGCUGGGUUUUGGGCUGUUCCGGCCAGGCCGGAUUUCGGACAAGUUUGGAGCUUUGCAACCGGAGCUCCACCGGAGAUGGUUUUUGCGCAGCAGCAGCAGCAACCAGCUACACUCUUUGUCCGUCACCAGCAACAGCAGCAACAUCAAGCUUCCGCGGCCGCAGCAGCUGCAAUGGGUGAGGCUUCAGCAGCUAGAGUUGGGAAUUAUCUACCGGGUCAUCAUCUCAAUCUGCUUGCUUCUUUGUCGGGUGGAGCUAACGGGUCGGGUCGGAGGGAAGACGACCACGACCCACGUUGAAUAAAUUAAGGGUCUUUGUCUUUUUUGGUAUGUAUAGAGAAGAAGUCCUAUGUUUUUUAAUGUCAUCGAAAGUGUUUUAGGAGAGUGAGAGUAUUUGCCUGGGCUCUUAUAAUUCUAGUUAAUUUUUAAGCUUAAAUUGCGUGUUUUGGUUAGGGUUUUAGGGGGUUUAAGAAUAUCUCAAAAUUUGUUUUCGGGGAGUGAAAGAAACAGAGAACGAUUGAUUGAUUGAUUGAUUGUUGUACUUUAAAACGCCAUAAAAGCUCUGUUUUUGCUGGCCAAACAGAGCCAUUAAAAAUCAAAAUCUUUAGAAAACUAAAGAAGAACAGCAAAAACUUCUGGUC
This is a messenger RNA of Camelina sativa (false flax), 1531 nucleotides long. Its product is annotated as transcription factor TCP21. The record is from RefSeq and is a predicted model, not a curated record. Gene Ontology annotation, cellular component: nucleus. NCBI's taxonomy places the organism in Eukaryota, Viridiplantae, Streptophyta, Magnoliopsida, Brassicales, Brassicaceae. Gene Ontology annotation, molecular function: DNA-binding transcription factor activity; sequence-specific DNA binding. Gene Ontology annotation, biological process: regulation of circadian rhythm.